UGUAGAUUCCCCCCCUAGCCCCGACUAGGCUGCACAGGUCAUUUGCUGUGCUGCUGCUGAUGCUGCUGAUGCUGUUGCCGUGCUUCUGCUUUAUGCUCUCGCAGGCAAGCGCGUUUGUUCCAUCUUGUAGGCCGUUUGCCCCAGCUCUGCAGCCUCUCCUCUCAUCAAGCAGCAGCGGCAGAGCGCUAUCUGCGUUGCAGCAGACAGGCAGAGGCCAGCUGAGUGUCGCCGACCCGAAGGAUGAGCCAUCGACAGGCGCUGCAAGAGAGCAGGUAUGGACAUUGAGGCGCACGAAUGAGAGAUCUGACGUGCUUCUGCACUCCGAUCUUGCCUCGUGUGUGUAUGUGCAGGCCAUCGAUUUGUUGCGUUCAGUGACACAACGCCUUGAACUGUCAUCGGACGACGAUGCGCUGCGGUUGCUGAGUCAAAUGGAGAAGUAUGGCAUCACGGAGCGGCUGGAGGCUCUGUACAACCAGACAGCUGGCGUGGAGCGGGGAGCCCCUGCAACGGCAGCAGCGGAGGAAGAGGAGGGCACCCUGCUGACGUCACUUUCCGACGCUCUCGGCCGGGGCCUCUCAGCGCCGGCCAGAGUGCGGGACGUGCUCAAGAGUGAGCUGACCGAGUUCGACAUUCGCGUGGUCGUCCCUGCCUUCGCUGCGGCAUCCCUCGUGGUGCUGGCCUUCCUCACGUCGUUUGCCCUGCUGCUGGGGUCGUCGCUGUCGACCUUCUUCGUCAUCCUGAAGGCCGACAUCCUGGGGCUGCUGGCCGACUACGACACGCUGCUGACCGACUACCCACUGGAGACGAAAAUCAUCACCACAGUGCUCUUCUUCGCGCUGGGAGGUGAGGUGGGCAGGACGGGCGGGGCGGAGGUGCAAAUGGGUCCUCACUGAUCGAUCACUUUCAUGUUUCUGACGUCUGGUGUGGUGUUAUCGAUCAGAUGUCAUCGCACAGCUUGUGGAGCAGAGCGACCGCAGGGCUCAGGUUGAGUCGGCCACUCCAUUCAUGCCCCUGCCAUCACAGUACCAGCAGGCUGACAGCAGCAACCCGCUGCUAUCGUCCUGGAUGGCCGAGUCGGCCAAGGCCCAGGCUGAGAUCAACUCAAAGGCGGCGGCCAUCGGCCGGAAGGCCAAGGCCUGGGGGCAGUCCGUCAGCUCCCUUGACAUGGAGAGGACUUUUAGGAUGGGCGCCUGGGGCUUCUUUAGUGGACCCGUUGGGGACGCAUGGUACCAGGUGAGAGAGUCGCUGGCCUGGGUGGUGGGAGAACUGACUGGCAUUGGUGCUGUCUGUUGUGCGUUGGUUGGGUGUGUGUGUCAGUGGUUGGAUGGUGCAGUGUCUACGAGGCUGAGCAGCUAUGCGCCGGUGGAGAGGCUGUUUGCCAAGGUAGCGGCCGAUCAGCUCUUGUGGGUGCCCAUCCAGCACGCCAUCUUCCUCGCGGUGCGUGUGACAAUGACAACACAGAUGCCUCUCUUUGACCACACAUGCUCAGCUCAAGUGUUCCUGUGUCCCUAUGCUGCUCAGUUGGUGACGUCGCUGGAGGUCAAGCGAUUGGACUUCGAUGCAAUCAAGAAGGUGAGUGACACACUGACUUAAGUGCGGCAGCGAUGCCUGUGACAUGGGUGGCUGGGAGCCACGGACGGACCGGUCUGUCGUCGUUUGUGUGAUUCAGGCGAUUCGGUUGAAGUGGACGAAGAUUCUGCUGGCUGGUUACCGCCUGUGGCCCUUCGUCCAGCUGCUUAACUUUUACUUAGUGCCUGUGCAGUACCGAAUCAUCCUGGUCCGUGACACGACCCACAUGCAGACAUACACAUGACGCCGGACCGACACUGUUGCGCCUGUCCUGUGCUGCGAGCAGACUGAUGUGGUCACCAUCUUCUGGGCAAGUAUCAAAUCAAGGUGACAACGGCGUCAGUCACUGGGAGCAACACCAUGCACACAUACUGACUGCUCGGGUGUCUUUCCUUUCUACAUCAGGCUGACCAACACGCAGGGCAAGACCGAAACGACACCAUCGGCAGAGAACCAGCCAGCCGAUGCCGAGUCAUCGCCAGCAGCAGCGCCAACCGACGAUGCUGCCAGCGACACAGCAGAGCGCACGAAGGACACCAAGAAAGGGAGCGAAUCUCCACCACGAAAGGGUGGCGUGCUCAAGCAGUGGACCGAGGAACCAUCAAGAUGAUGGUUGGCGUGCUGGUGCCCAAUUGACGCGUAUGCGGCGAGGGGGAGGAGAGGGAGGGGUGCGAGUCGAGUGUGGCAUUUCUUGACGCUGACCGGCUCCUGGCUGGCCGGCUGAUGUGUAUUAAUACUUACCUACUGGUGCGAUGGGGCACCAUCCAUGCCAUGCAGCUGUAGAGAGGGCGCUGGCGGGCUGGCUUGUGCGUGAGUGUUGAUUGACUGACUGGCGGGAGCAGUCGAUGCAUACAUACAUACAACUGCGAUCAAGGGCGGGGAGGCAGGGGAGGGGAGGGGAGAGGAAGUGGCGAGCGGUUCGUGUGACUGUGAUCACAAAAGAGACAGACAUUACACUGACUGACAUGCAGAUAUAUGGUCUGCCCCAAUCUUCUAAGAGAUAAGCGUCCCACCAAUCACAC
Vitrella brassicaformis is the source of this 2591-nucleotide messenger RNA. The record is from the annotation of a GenBank genome assembly. NCBI's taxonomy places the organism in Eukaryota, Vitrellaceae.